Molecule: messenger RNA, 967 nt
Organism: Hypoxylon fragiforme
Lineage: Eukaryota; Fungi; Ascomycota; Sordariomycetes; Xylariales; Hypoxylaceae
Exons: 2
Coding region: 1-627 (208 amino acids)
Source: RefSeq, a predicted model, not a curated record
AUGAAGUUCUCUCAAGCCAUCGUCAGCCUCGCUGGCAUUGCCGGCGCUGCCAGCGCCGCUAAGUCCUACGCCGACCUCGGCAAUGGCGCUUUCACCAUCCCCAUCGUCAACGGCACCCUCGACUUCGACGCCGCCGUCCGCCACGACUUGGAGAUGAGCCUGCCCGCGGCCUCCGAGGAGGGCGUCGCCGCGGACCUCGCCAGCCGCGGGCAGCCCGGCACCUGCGACCCGCAGUUCCCCACGCGCAAGACCAUCUGCCGCGUGCGCACCGUCUCGCGGAACGACUACCUGCGCGCCUACGCCAAGUUCAUCGACUGGAUCAACACGGGGCCGGACGCGGGCUGGAUCCCCAAGCACAGCUGCAAGGCGAUCGUGUUCGGGGAGGCGGCGGUGACGGCGUGCUCGCAGGGCGGCAAGAACCCCACGUGCCAGGCCGAGCUCGUCGAGGCCAUGCGCGAGCUCGACUCCUACUGCUCGCCCACCGCCGGCGGCGACAUCAAGAUCCGCAAGUGGCUCAAGCGCUACUCCCGCCACAGCGUCCGCGACGCCGAGAUCGACCACCCCGCCCUCUACGCCGUCGACGACGAGGAGCAGGAGGAGCAGGAGCAGCACCCCCACGACAACUAGAGAAGAUAAGAAAGAGAGCCGCUUCGCUUUCUUUGAGCGCUGGAAAGCCAAGGCGGACUUUUUCUUAGGGGUGCUGGUCAUCUGCUGGUAUGUGGUUGGUUGGCUUUGAGGAAAGGAAGGGGUAAAGGGGAAGGGGGAGGGCAGGAUUGGCGGCAGCGUAGAUUGAGUAGGUAAUUUGGAUUUUGUUUUGUUUUUUUGUUGUUGGGGGGAGAGAGGAAAGGUAAUGGGAAAAGAGGUGGAAUUUUGUUGUAACCUAUCCAUUCGGAUCUUAGUAUUUCCUAUGUAAUAAUCACAGCUGCCCUCCCCAAAAGCUUUAAAUUUCCCAAGUGCCUGAGUGAAA